Messenger RNA from Trichoderma atroviride IMI 206040, 2035 nucleotides. The record is from RefSeq and is a predicted model, not a curated record. Lineage: Eukaryota; Fungi; Ascomycota; Sordariomycetes; Hypocreales; Hypocreaceae.
AUGCCUGAAUCGACUGAAUCAGAGACGCUACUCGCGCCAGAACCUAGCGCGCAUCUCGGACAAAAUGAAGAGCCUGACGAGAAUAUUGUCAAGACCAACUACGCCACGGCCGUGGUGGUGACAGGUCUUUUCCUAGGAGCAACUCUCGCGAGUAUGGAUGUGGCAUACAACACGGCAACAUACGCACUGAUUGGCUCCGAUUUCCACAACCUCGAGAAUGCCUCGUGGUUGAUCCUCACUCAUGAGCUGAUACACAGCAUUGCGCAGCCGAUUGCAAGUUUCACCCACCGCUGCCGUCUGUCUCGCGCUAACUUCAUCCUCAGCGUCUCAGGCAUGACUAUCCUUGUAACGUUUACGCUAUCAGAUAUGGUGCAGCUUCGGACGUUUGCUUUGCUUCAAAGUGUUCAUAGUAUCUGCGAAACUGCGGGACUGGUGCUCGGAGGCAUCCUGGGAUCCCGCCUUGCUCACUCGAAUGCAGCUGCCUGGCGCUUAUGGUACCAAGUGAAUUCUGGCAUUAUAUUCGUGCCGCUUCUUUGGGUAGUGGUUACUAUGCCUUCUCUGGCUUCAAACCGUUCCCCAGCCUCCGCUCAGUCUGAGAAUGUGUGGUCGUUGCGCGGAUUCCUUGCCAAGUUUGACAUUCUCGGCGCAGCGCUGCUUGGAACAUCAGUCUUCUCGCUCAUCUUGGCACUCGAGCUUGGAGGUAGCAAACUCGGCUGGGGCAGCGCUGCCCUAAUAGUUACCUCCCUUACAGCCAUCUUAUCUACGGUUGCCUUCAUUUACGUGGAAAUCAAUAGGCCUGGCAAAGCACUCAUACCGUUGAAUUUUCUGAGCGACAGAACGGUCGGAUUUGCUAUUGGGUGCAAUAGCAUUGCCAUGUUUGGCUACACAGCUGUAUCUAUAGUCUUGUCCCCAGGCGACUUUGUCCAUCUACUAAUAGUUGCCCAGAGUCUCUAUCAGAUUUCCUUCUUCCUUCAAGCGGAAGCGUAUGCCGACCCCAACUCAUCUAAUAGUGGUCUAAGUCCUCUCUAUGUCGGACUGGGACUAGGCUUCCUCGUUGGGGGGCUCUAUGUUCGGGCCACCGGCAAUGCUAUGGCUGCUGUUUUCUUUGCGUCCUCUCUGACCAGUAUAUGCUAUGUGUCGCUCGCCUCAGGCUUUGUUGAGAUUGGUGGGAUGCUGAACUGGGCAGUUCUCAUGUUGUUGGGGGCAUCUCUCGCGACGACCUUUGAAGGACUUAUCGUUUCGCUUCUGUCGUUUUCUCAAUCUGCAAAGAAUGAUCGAGCGUUACUCAUCGGCAUGAACAGCGUCAUCGUGUCCAUAUGGGGAACUCUUGGCACGAAAACUUCUGCUACGAUAUUUCAUUCUGUCAUGACCAAAAUCCUGAGGUCAGAGAUUGGGAAUGACGACUUGGCUGACGAUGUAAUUUCUAAAAUAUCGAGGAGCCUGGAAGCACUGCGAUCCUUUGAUCCAAGUUUGCAGAAGAUGGUAAUUGCUUCGAUCCGCAAAUCAUAUGAAACCCUUCAUGUUUGGAUCUUUUUCUUGUCUAUUGCCGUAAUUAUCGGUAGCCGACAACUCAGAAAUCACAUAUGAGUCUCGAUUCUGGGGGCCAAGGAUGUAUAUUCUCCGUCCAGUGUGAAUGAACCCAAGGGCCGAUCUCAUACGUGGAAUUACAUCCGGCCAUGCGGUCGGCAUUGAAGGAGGGUGAGAACCGAGACUGCAGCAGUGGAUUUAGCUCAAAAGAUGCAUCGGAACACACGUUCUUUGCUGGCUCGGGGUAUGACAAGUGUAGCUUGAAGGACUUUGCUUGAAGAGAUGACAUCGUGCCAUGUGUGGCAGACUCUUUGAGCUAGAAGAAAAACCUGUUGGGGGAGAUGGAGAAAGAUGCAAUGGAGGAUAUAUGGCGUCAUUAUUUUGUUUGGAUGGACAUGCGCCGGGGGAAAGGCAUUUUAAGGACAUUGCAGGAAAUUGAUAAUGAUAAGACCAUGCACAAAUCAAUAUCAUAGAUGCUACCAUAUUAAGCUCAGUAUUACACUUUCUA